UAUAGCUCCUGUGAGGACGCCUCUUUAAAUUGCCCUAAACUCCUUGAGACUGGCGCAUUUUCUUUAUCUUGGGGAAAGACAGACAGCUAUUUUUAGCACGCUUUGGAUCUGCACUUUCGCCUGCUUCAUUUUAAAUAAGGUAAUUUUAAACAAUCCUACAGUAUUUUUUAACUUUCUCUUGUCGAGGGAUUCUCUUCUAUAGCAUACGUAUAUUUGCUGUGCUGCACACUGGAAUUUAAAGGGGCGGAUUUUGUGUAGCCUAGUCUCUGUCGAAUAAAACAAGAGCUUUAGCUAAAGGAUUUAACCGGUAAAACAAGCGACUGGUUUGUGGGUGAACCAUUCGUUAUAAUUCGGCGGAGGGCCAUAAUCUUCAAGGGAUCAAGGAUUACACCUCAACAUGAGUGAUAAGGGCACCAUUUCAACAAAAGAGGGAGCAGAGAAGAGGGGACGUGGAAGGCCAAGGAAACAGCCACCGGUGAAAAGUGGUUCUGAUGAGCCCAGUGGGUCCCCUACCCCAAAGAGGCCCAGGGGAAGGCCAAAAGGCAGCAAGAAUAAGACUGUCACCAAGGGCAAGAAGACACCAGCAGCCUCAACUGCAGGGAUGAAACGCAGGGGAAGACCUAAGAAGGAGGAAAAGGAGGAACAGACAGCCAAGGAAUCAUCAUCUGAAGAAGGAGAGGAGGAGGAAGACCAGUAAACUUGCUACCUCGCUCAACAUACUGACUUCCUGUCAACCAGAGCUGGACUGAAUCUCCAAUACUGGUGCCACCCCAACCCCUGUUCUACUGUUCACUUUCUUGCCUUCUAGCCAAAGGAGGGUCAACAACACAGUUCAUCCAACCUCUAUCUGCAAAUGCACUGGAAAACCAAUGGAUGUUUCUCGACAAGCAUAUAUCUAUCAAAGAAUCACAGGACAGGUGACAGACAACACUUUCUCUGUGGGUAUGUCAUGGUAUUGCAAGUCUUUUAUAUUGGACUAAAGUAUGCUCUGAUGAUGAGUUUUUGGACACGCAUCUUUCAAAAGACUGUAGCUUAGCGGUACUAUUUUUUCCCUAACACCGGUAUCUUGAGCUGGUAUGGCAUAUACACUUAUUUCCAGGUUUUCUAUUGGACAAAAGGUGAGUUUUGCCUAUACUUGCUUUUUAAGUGUGAAGUGGUUAAUCUAUCCAUUACACCUACUUACCAGUGAUCUCGAGGAUAUACAGUAUGAUCAUUAAAUAUAUGGUUAUAGAAAAGUUAUUCAUGUAAAUCUCUGUAGUAGACAUCUCCCUGUUACUCCUGAUUGUGCAGAAUUGUUCCUCCCUCCCACCCAAAAUAAGCUGUCCCUUACUAGUCUCUCUGGUGUGACUUGUGCUUGUCUCCCUAUAGCCUCUUUGGGGCGCCACUGGAAAAGGCUUGUGUAAACUAAAGUGUACUGUUAUUAAUCAAAGAUCUGAUCAGACUGAUUGUUUUUUAUCAUGUUCCUCCGGGUCAUUACGUGCCCUCAAAUACCUGAGGAACUGUGCUGCUUCGACGUCUACGAAAACUCAACAUAAUAAUGUCAUAAUGGCUUAAGGGUGGGUAGGCAUUCAUUGAGUGGGGAGCUACACUCUCAUCAAUCCAGGGAGCUUUUAUUGAACUCUGGCAUCUGCUGUUCCUCUUAAUGUGGUCCUCCAGUCUACAGUACUUGUUGCGACCCAUCGCCACUUGGUCAGUUCUAGGUGAAACAAAUAGUGGUUGCCCAAACUAGGAGCUGGAUUGUUACUAUUGUGGCACUGUUUUAUCCAAUGGGUCUGUAUAAUAGCUGAUCAUUCCAUUUCACCUCUUUACAUGCCCAAGGCCGUGUCAUCAUCACUUUGUACAGGAUGUUGAAAUACUCUGCUCUGUCUGUGAGGAUACAGUCAGUGUCUGCUGUCUACUCUAGAAUAACUGUUUUUUGUUGUUGUUUCGUUGUGUUUCUCAGUGUCAGGGAUCUCUAGAUUACAGUCCAGUUACUGGGUCUCUCCUCAAACCUACAAGCUGCUACAAACUCAGUAAAAACCCGUAAAACUGCAUUGUGCCUGACAAGGCCCAGAAUCUCACUCACUUAACUUUCCCAUAUUGCAUUCUUCAACUGGUUUCACAUGUACAAUGUAACCUCUAGCAAGUGUUUGAGAAAUGUUUGUAUUACAUAGUCUGUAUUUUCUGUAUUUUUUAAUCUGACUGUAGCUUGGUAUUCUAAAGACAACUGCCUAGCUACUAAUGAAAGUGUGCUCAUUUGCCCCCCCCCCCCCAUUUUUUAAACCUGGCUUAGACAGGUCACUAAGCCGAUGUGUAAAGUCAGGGAGAUCUGGCAGUUUUGCAAACUGUUCGCUGACUGUAGUCGAUUAUCCAGCGUAUUCUUUUUAAUAAAUCUUACUUCUGGUGCACUGAAAUGUUAGCUUGGUUCAGGUUGUUCAGAUUGUCAUGUGUGUGUUUAGUGACAAAAACUGGGUGUUCUCUCCAGCUUGUAAUUCCCUUGUAGGCCUCGUGCAGCUUUGGCACCGUGCUCUUUUCCAUGUAUAAGUCCCUAAUGGCACCCUAUUCCCUUUAUAGUGCACUACUUUAGACCAGAGCACUGUUCAAAAGUAGUGCACUAUAUAGGGAAUAGGGUACCAUUUGAGGGGUAUCAUGUUCAUGUGGAACUCCGGUAAUGAAAUAUAUCAAAUCACAGCUGCAACUAUUUUGACAAUGUACAAUGUCCUUAUGUACCAACAUCAUCCAUGUACAAUAAUUCAUGCAAAGUUGAGAUGGGAUCAUUCUUUUAAAUGUACAAUGUCUAUAUUUCUAUUGUGCCCUAUGACAAUUUGUAUCCAGAAAUGGUCAAUAAAUACAAGAAUGUAUAAUUUG
This is a messenger RNA of Oncorhynchus kisutch (coho salmon), 2847 nucleotides long. Its product is annotated as high mobility group protein HMG-I/HMG-Y. Gene Ontology annotation, biological process: regulation of DNA-templated transcription. The record is from RefSeq and is a predicted model, not a curated record. The transcript has 5 exons. Gene Ontology annotation, molecular function: transcription coregulator activity; DNA binding. Bases 398 to 697 code for a protein of 99 amino acids. Gene Ontology annotation, cellular component: nucleus; chromatin. NCBI's taxonomy places the organism in Eukaryota, Metazoa, Chordata, Actinopteri, Salmoniformes, Salmonidae.